AGAGCAGAGCCCCAUCAUCAAACAAUUUCAAACAAACUAAAAGAACAAAAAGAUAAAAACUUUGAUCAUGGUUGGUGCGACAAAGCCAAGCCGGAGCGACGAGGUGUUGGAAGCUGAUGAGCAGCUCAAGAUCGCCAACCAGAUCAGAGCUCAGUUCGACUCUGCAGCCCCAAAGCGACCCAUCAAGCCAAAUAGAAGCGAGCCCGAUUCUUCAUCAUCAUCAUCAUCAACACCAAACCCAGUUGACUAUUCCAUCUUUGACCAACCCAACAUUCCAGAGCUCGACAAGUUUCGUUCUCUCCAAUCUCAAUCCCCUGUUAUACUCUCAUCAGCAGAGGGAGCUACCACAGUACAAGAUGAGUUUGUGGACACACAGUACUACAAGGAACUCAAUUCCAUUGACAAACAACAUCACAUGACUGGAAGUGGGUUUAUAAAGGUUGUAAGAGAAGGGGGAAGUGACUUUGAUCUUCAGCUGGCUGAGAGCCAUGAUGAUGUCAUAGUGGGAUUGAUGAAGAUCAGAAGCAACCCUGCAACAAAUGACUGGGUUCCCAGGACUGAUGAAGAUGAGGUCUUUGUUAACUCCUCAAAGCCAAAUCGGAGUGAGAGCUCUUAUUAGAUCUCUGCAUUGAGAAGGAGAAGGCUUGGAACUUUUAAAUUCAUGAAAAAAUUUCCUUUGAAAUUCAAUUCAAGCACUGACUUUGGGACUGGUUU
Molecule: messenger RNA, 714 nt
Organism: Prunus dulcis (almond)
Lineage: Eukaryota; Viridiplantae; Streptophyta; Magnoliopsida; Rosales; Rosaceae
Exons: 3
Coding region: 68-619 (183 amino acids)
Source: RefSeq, a predicted model, not a curated record